This is a messenger RNA of Paramuricea clavata, 885 nucleotides long. NCBI's taxonomy places the organism in Eukaryota, Metazoa, Cnidaria, Anthozoa, Malacalcyonacea, Plexauridae. The record is from the annotation of a GenBank genome assembly.
AUGGCUGCAACUUGCGAAUUCAACGACGUAGAGUUAGAAAUCGAACAACAAAUUAUCAUUGGCGGCACAUCCUCAAAGAUUCGGCGUAAACACGCGUUGAGAGACCCGAAAUUCGACUUGAAAGGCAUGUUAUUAGAAGGGCGAAGAGAUGAGCAAAGUUCCUAUCAGAUUAAGGACAUUGAGUCAAAAGAGUCAACCAAGGUAUAUACAAACAAACUCGAUGGGAAAUCAGCGAAAACCGAAGCGAAAACAUGUCGCUAUUGCGGGCGUGAAUAUCCGCACGUAGGACAAUGCCCUGCGAAGGGUCAGACAUGCCAUAUAUGUGGCAAAGUAAAUCAUUUUGCAGGGGUAUGCAAAAGUAAGCCGAAAGCACCGAAACAGAAUACUAGAAAACAACACAAAGGUCGGGGAAAAGCUCUAAAUCCUUUAAACCACGACGAAACGGACAAUUCUGAUGAGGAUUAUUUAUAUACGGUAAACAAAGAUCAAGCAAAUACCGCUAAAGUCAAGGUCAAAGUGGGCGGAGCGUCUUUUAUGAUGACACUUGAUACUGGGGCAACAAUUAAUGUCAUCGAUGAACAAACAUUUUCGAAAAUGGACGGUGUUAAGUUAAAGCAGACAAAUACUAAAGCAUUUCGGUAUAAUACAACACAACCUGUAAAAUUCCUUGGAAAAUUCGAGGCAGUUGUGGAAACACGCAAGCGGUUAUCUGUGGCCAUGUUCUAUGUAGUAAAAGGCCAAAAUAGUGGAAAACUUUUGUCUCUGGCUACAGCUCAAGACCUUGGACAACGAAAAGAUGACAACCUGGACAAACAACGAAAGAUGACAACCUGGACAAAAUCCUUGGAAAACAUACUAAAGUAUUUCACGGACUGGGCAAAUUAA